UGCUCUGUACGCAGGUGUCAUGGCGGCUCUCUAGUCAGUGUUGGAGCGUGUGUUUGUUAUUGUUCCUAAAGUGAUUUAAUUCUUCAUCUCGUGUGAUUUUACUGUCCGCUGGCGAUCGUAAAAAAUCGUAUACAACAUAUGCAAUCGCGGAUGCAAUUAAACCUCCUUUGACGGUCGUGGACAUCCAGACAGUUUAUAUAUGCAUAUGCUAAGCUAAGAUAGAAGCUGUGUAUAAAGUGAGCUUAUAAACUCAUGAUCUGAACUAUUUCACGUAAUACACGCGUUUAUAAACUCAUAGGACCUUUUCCCCAUCAUAAACGGGUUUGGAAACAUAGACUAUGAGCACACAAUACAGUAUACUCUUCAAGCAAGAGCAUGCUCAUGAGGAUGCAAUUUGGACAGCGGCAUGGGGCCGCAGUGAGAAAGACGGAUCAGAAACCAUCGUCACCGGCUCUCUGGAUGAUCUGGUUAAAGUGUGGAAAUGGUCGGAUGAAAAACUGGAGCUGCAGUGGACCCUGGAGGGUCACCAGUUGGGCAUAGUCUCUGUUGAUAUCAGUCAAAACGGGGCGAUCACUGCCUCCAGUUCUCUGGAUGCUCACAUUCGCCUUUGGGACCUAGAAACGGGCAAGCAAAUCAAGUCCAUGGAUGCAGGCCCAGUUGAUGCCUGGACUGUCGCUUUUUCCCCGGAUUCUAAAUACAUUGCUACCGGAAGCCAUCUAGGGAAGGUCAACAUUUUCGGCGUGGAGAGCGGAAAAAAGGAGUACUCGCUGGACACAAGAGGGAAAUUCAUUCUGAGCAUCGCUUAUAGUCCAGAUGGAAAGUACUUGGCCAGCGGUGCUAUCGAUGGAAUCAUUAAUAUCUUUGAUAUUGCGACUGGGAAACUCCUGCACACGUUGGAAGGUCAUGCUAUGCCCAUCAGGUCUCUGACCUUCUCUCCAGACUCUCAGCUGCUGGUUACGGCAUCAGAUGAUGGCUACAUCAAGAUUUAUGAUGUGCAGCACGCUAAUCUGGCUGGGACUCUUAGUGGUCACGGGUCGUGGGUGCUGAACGUGGCUUUCUCACCUGACGACACGCACUUUGUGUCCAGCUCAUCAGAUAAGAGCGUAAAAGUUUGGGACACCAACAGCAGAUCGUGUGUGAAUACGUUCUUUGAUCAUCAGGACCAAGUUUGGAGUGUGAAAUACAAUCCCACCGGCUCAAAGAUCGUCUCAGCGGGCGAUGAUCGAGCAAUCCACAUUUAUGAUUGUCCCAUGUGAAUCUCCCUGUCAGUGCGGCCUCUUGAAAAAUCUUCUGCAGGCCGAGACCACACCAACUCCUUUUAUUAUUAUUUUUAUUUCAUGGUUUCAUUGCCAAAUUCAACAUCUGUAUAUGGAGAUAAAAACGUUUUUGUUUUCUAAAGAAGUUUGUCCCUAUUUGGCCUGUGUUGUGAUUUCUGCAUUAUGUACAUUUAAACGCUGUACUGCCCUCUACAGGCCUCUGGCAGUUACUGCAUCUCCACUGCAACAUCAGUUUAGAAAAUACUUUUUGGUUUGGCUGGCUCUGAGCUUAGGGAUGCUAAAUUCUUCCUUUUCUGAAGCUAAAUUUAGUUAGGUAAAUUUAGUUAGGUUUCUACAUCUUCCUUAUUAAAAUCACUUGAAAGGGAUACUUAAGGCUUAAACACAACAAAGAAAUAAUAAUAAUCAGUAAAUGGAACAUCUGCUAUGACUUUUUCCACCUCUCAUGAGUUUGCAUCCUGAAAAUGUGUAAUAAAUACUGAAUGUUAUCUGA
This is a messenger RNA of Xyrauchen texanus (razorback sucker), 1767 nucleotides long. Its product is annotated as WD repeat-containing protein 61. Gene Ontology annotation, cellular component: Cdc73/Paf1 complex. Lineage: Eukaryota; Metazoa; Chordata; Actinopteri; Cypriniformes; Catostomidae. The coding region runs from base 339 to 1256 and encodes 305 amino acids. Gene Ontology annotation, molecular function: protein binding. The record is from RefSeq and is a predicted model, not a curated record. The transcript has 10 exons.